AUGCUGAGUUCACCUGCUCGCGUCGGUCCCGGUUUCGAUUGGGCUCAGUUAGAAUCGGCCUGUUCUCUGUUUCUCAAUGCCCCAAACUCCACUGGUGGUGGUGGACUGCGACGCCCGCAUUCGUUUGUACUGACCAGUCCAUCGUUGCCCGAUUACGGCUACAUUCAACCGGUACAGGAAUCCCUACUUAACAUGAAUGCACCCCGACUCGGUCCUUUACUUGAUCUAAAUGUGCCUUCUUGCAAGACCCUGUUCGACCAGACUCAUUUGGAUGCAGAAUCUCGGAAUCAGGUCAUCAUUGCAGGCGAGGCUUGUAUUUCAAUUCCCGGCAAAGUGCCAUGGACCAAUCGAUGGUGUUGUCUUCGGUCUCAUUGCCUGGAUGUCUAUCCAUUAGCUAGUCAGCCGUGCUCGGGGUCCAUUGUCACGGAUGAUUUGACCCUGUCUACGGGGACAAAUGCGUGGCCCCUGUUCUCGUUAAGCCUCGAACCCGGUCAAGUGGAACUUGGCCUGGCCGGGGACAAACGGCACAAAGCCGCAGUCCGUUUGGCUGUGCCCAAACAAUCAGCCACUCCGCUCCUUUUCGAUGUGCCCGACAAACUGCGCAUGGGGGCAUGGAUACGUGGUUUCAUUCAAGCACUGGGGAUAAUCCCUUCCUCGACCGGAGACGGAAGCAACAGUGCGAGCUAUCCCAAUGACACAAAUCUCCCCCGCCCUCCUAGCACAAGCGUGAUGGAAUCAGUGUCGCCACCUACCUGUUUCGAGUACGACAUUCCCGACGACGUGGAUUCUCCAGACAAAUCAAAGCGUUUCACACAUGACGGCAUUGCCACCGAGCCCAAAGUCCAACCAAGUAGCCGUUCAGAUCACUUUCCAGCAAUCAGUCCGGAUCAUUAUAAAUUGGAACCAUUGUCAUCCGAUUCGAUGAAUAUCUACGACGAAGUUUGUCCUCCAUCUUCACAGGACCAAGUUGUUGCAAAUGGUAGUAGCAGUGGUUUUUCACAUUUCCGUCGACGUUGGAGUUCCCCCGCACUUCCAUUGGACAUUGUUCCUCGUCCACGAUUGUCCUGGUUCGGCUCGAAUCGAUCUGAGACUGCUCCUAUUCCUCCUGUUUCUGCUUGCGAUCCGCCUGGACGUUAUAGUUCCGAAACACACGAUUCUAGCUCUCUCAGAUCGUGGCACAUUCCACCUCCGAGUCGACGGCUUUUGGCCCAACCGUUGCCUCCGCUACCCUCUGUUGGUCCAAGUGGAGCCGAAUCCAUUGCCGGAACGAUGACCAGUAGUCGGACCUCAUCCAGUCAGACACCAGAAGAGCAACGAAUACAGUUGUGCUCGGGUUCUUCACCUAAUUCCGAGCCCGAAUUGAAUUCCACUGACCCGGCUCAUCUGGCACGUAGAGGCCAAUCGAAACAGUUUCCUCACUGUCAUCGUCGCCAUCAUCCUCACCGCCACCAACAUCCUCAUCGGUCUUGUUGUGAGGGUCAACUUGGCUCUUCCUGUGCCGGUCACCAUACUCCCCAGUCCUCACCUAACACAUAUUCCAAUCCGAUACAGUUGGCACACAAACGCCAUGCAAGUUUGGGCAGUUUGGAAGAACAACAAUACUGCGCGACAGCAGUGUCAAAGUCAUCGGAAACGGCCCACUCCUGUAUGAAGCCCUCCACGUCCGACCAUGUGCCGAACCCGGUGGUUUUGGGCUGGUUAACCGACAGUGCUCAUUUGCCUUGGGAGGCACAGAGCACAACACGUCCAGAUCCAGACUGGUCCACACGCAGUGGACAUACAGUCAAAGCGCCCGGUCCGGGCGAGGAUGUGUGCUCUGCAAGUGGAGUUACCAGUACAUUGCAGACCACAUUUGCCUCGGAAACUUCGAUUCCGGGCUCUUCUGAGAUCCCGACGGAUUCCGGGGCGCCUCAACUUCCUUGGUUUGAUCUUCCUGCUCAGUGGUGGUUGAGCCAUUACCCUCGACCUGAGCACACUGCAGUUGCACGACGCAGUGUUUCAUGUGUGACUGGAACAAAGCCGUGUCUGAGUUCGACGGAUACGCGAAUUGUGGCCACUUUACCUGCUCGGCAUGAGCUGGAACCGGCUGCGCUUCGACCAAGGCUGUUUGAUGCACAAGCUCAAUUGUCCCAGCAACAGCCGAACUCCCUUCACACUGCGACCUCAUCUUCCGGUGUCGCGCUGACAGUGGGCUCUUCAUCCUCAUCCGGAUCUAGUGGAACCACUCGACCGGGAUCCCACUUGGCUCUCAGUUGGCCUCCGCCCCCUGUCCCAGAGGAGCCGUCCGGUUGGCAUGAAUCGGAAGUAGUAGACGUGUACACUUAUCCCUCGGAUCCACGCCCCAAUCAGGAAUCGGUUUUGUGUCUGUCGGAUGGUCAAAUCGGUAUGAAUCAUCCUUCUACGAAGAGAAACGACGUCGAUGUGCAAUGCGACUUUUCCGGGGAUAGUUUGUGCCAAAAUCUCCCUUCUCUGGAAACACAGACCUCUGUCACCUUUCAGCGAUCACCAAAUAAUGCUUCCCUUAUUCUGGUUGCUACUCAACUGGAAGAAGUUCACCAGGAGGCCAAAAAUCUACGUUCUCGACGUGAAACACUUUCAUCCCGCCUUACGAACACUUUGACUCGGUAUCGUCGACACACGACAGAUUGUCUUCUGCCUCCAACUAUGUCUGGAAAUAACCAAUUCGAUCAUCAAUCGGCAAAAGGUGAGGAAACCUCGUUCGCGACAACGGAUACACCACUACGCCAUUAUUCGACUGUAGAAAGUGCACAGUGCUCACCUAAAGAACAAGGGAUUGCAGCUGAGGUUAAGUCCAAAGAGAACGAGGAUGGGACAACAAUUCAGAAUACACCCGUGGUCGAAACAAGCGACGGUGUGACGUCAGGUCAAGUGGAGCAUGUUGAAGAAGCAGAAGAAGAGGCGGCAGAAAGCUUAUGCGCUCGUCUGGCCGCGAUUGAAUUGCUCCUGCAACAGGCGGAAUCGACCGAAGCCCGAUUACGAGAAGAGUUCAAUCAGUGUCUUCGACAAACUGCGGUUAACGGAUACGGCCCGCAGUCGAAGUUGUCCGAUCAGUCAGUCGACCCGAUUCCAACUAUUUCUCAUUCUGUGGCCUUCGAUGCACCAGUCCCUUUGACUGUUUUGUCGCCACGACGACGUCGACGUGGUCGGCAUGGUCGAUUAGUCCCAACAGCACAGACCGUUACAAACCAAAGCCAGUCCUCUCGCGAUUGUGAAUCAAUCCAACCGUUAUGCGCCCAUGCAUAUGGGAAUACCGCAGACCCUGGCCCUGUUGAUGGUCCAACUAACCACAACAAUAACCCUAACAACAGUCGCGUUAUCACUGGUCGCGGAGGCGGACGAUCAAGAAGGCGAAAUGGUGNGUUUCGCCUACCGCUAUGGUCGUUUUUCAUUGACCGUGUGCACGAAUGCACGCCGUUACGUACGCUUCUCCAACUCUCCCUUAUCACCGGUUGA
Echinostoma caproni is the source of this 3474-nucleotide messenger RNA. NCBI's taxonomy places the organism in Eukaryota, Metazoa, Platyhelminthes, Trematoda, Plagiorchiida, Echinostomatidae. The record is from the annotation of a GenBank genome assembly.